AUGGCUCCGGAUUUUCCAUGGAGGCAAAAGUCAAAGGAGAAGGAGAAGAAGGCCGAGGAGGGUGGUGAUGGCAACGCGAAAGUCGUCUUGACGCCAUCGGCCGCUCCCCGGGUUUCAGUAUCGUCACUUUCAUCCGACGACAACGGCAAGCGAAUCCCAGUGGCUCCCAUCCUCGACAACGAGGAUGAGCAGUUUCUCGAGCGACUCGUUGCGCGCACUGGCUUUGGCGCGGAGGAAGAGGGACCUCGGCCGGCGCUGCCGCCUCGAUCGAAAACCCCCGAGUUGACGUGGGAUUGGGAUGACAAGAGCGAGACGUUCCAGCUGUUCGGCGCCAGCUCGGCCUCCAACCCCAACGAUACGGCUCUGGUGUUGAAGGACAAGAAUACCGAGCUGGCAACGAUACCCAAGGCGCCAGAACAAGAGUCACCUUCUGGGCCAGAGGAGAUUGCUAUCGACGCGGCAGAUACAAAGGCUGAUGGAAAGGAUAACCAGAACACCAAGUCGAAGGAGAAGAAGCCAUCGCGCCUGUCCCGCAUGUUCACGCGCUCCAAGAAGCAGGGUUCAUCAACCCCGGACAACCUCGCCGUUCCCGCGACCGAGGGCACAACCAAGCCGGAAUCGGCCGAGAAGGAAUGGGCCGACCUCUCUCGCUUGUUAGACAAGCUCAACCUGUCGUCUUCGGGCUCCAUCUCUUCAGACGCAAAAGACCUACUGGUUCGGCCGUUUGUCCAAAUUCUCAAGGAUCUCGCCAACGGUGUCCCCACAGCAGUUGACGACCUUGUCUCCCUCCUCGACGGCCGGAAUGAUAUCCUCACCAAGACCUUUGAGAAGCUGCCUUCGUCUCUCCAAAAGCUAGUGACUCAGCUUCCCAAGAAGCUCACCUCUAGCCUUGCCCCGGAAAUUCUAGCCAUGGCCGCGGAAGCGCAGGGGCUGGAUAAAUCCAGGAUUAAUGCUGACGAGGGGCUGAAGGGGGCAGCCAAGUUCUUUAUGCCAAAGAACCUGAGUGAUUUGGCGCUCACCCCAGCGUUGAUCAAGACCAUGCUCAAGGCCAUCUUGAAUGCGCUCAAGACCAAGUUUCCCAUGUUGGCGGGAACAAGCGCGUUGUGGAGCGUGGCUGUUUUCCUGUUGCUGUUUGUGCUGUGGUAUUGUCAUAAACGAGGCAGAGAGGAGAGGGAGAAGAAGGAGAAAGAAGAGGCUGAGGGGGAGGGGGAGAAGAAGGAAGGGGAGGCGGACGGGGAGGCAGUCAGCGGAGAGCGGGUGGUGGAGGAGGUCUUGCAGAAUGAGAGGGCCGGGGACGGGACGGUGGCUGGCCAGGGGGGUAACGGGGAACUGGUGGUGGUCGUUGACGCGCCGGGUAAGGGGGUUCCCAAGUAA
This is a messenger RNA of Podospora bellae-mahoneyi, 1374 nucleotides long. RefSeq lists its product as uncharacterized. The transcript has a single exon. The record is from RefSeq and is a predicted model, not a curated record. NCBI's taxonomy places the organism in Eukaryota, Fungi, Ascomycota, Sordariomycetes, Sordariales, Podosporaceae. Bases 1 to 1374 code for a protein of 457 amino acids.